AUGAUAAUACUCUGCGGAUUCAAAAAGACGGAACAACAAAAAGUGAUAAAAAAGAAGACAAAGCCUCCACCGCGAGAACCGUUGCCAACGGAACCACUACUCCAAGCUCCGCCCAAUCGUCACUGGCCGACGCUAGCUGUCGUACCGGAAUCACAACCGGCACGCUCCGACCGCUCAACUCAUCUUCAACAUUACAGCCACCACUGCAGCCCACCGCAAAGCCGUUUCAUCGGUCACCUCCAAAACCACCGCGUCGUCCGAUUCCGCAUCAUCCGAUCUCAGAUCCGCAACCGUCUAAUUCAGCUCCGACACCACCUUCGACUACCGUCCAAUCCCCUCCAACCACCGCAGACGUUCGGGACUUCCACACAACUAAGGUAA
This is a messenger RNA of Vicia faba (fava bean), 381 nucleotides long. NCBI's taxonomy places the organism in Eukaryota, Viridiplantae, Streptophyta, Magnoliopsida, Fabales, Fabaceae. The record is from the annotation of a GenBank genome assembly.